Ophidiomyces ophidiicola is the source of this 1680-nucleotide messenger RNA. RefSeq lists its product as uncharacterized. Lineage: Eukaryota; Fungi; Ascomycota; Eurotiomycetes; Onygenales; Onygenaceae. The transcript is spliced from 2 exons. The coding region runs from base 1 to 1680 and encodes 559 amino acids. Gene Ontology annotation, cellular component: cytoplasm. The record is from RefSeq and is a predicted model, not a curated record.
AUGGCCGGCUUUGAGUCGUCGCCCUUAAGCUCCCCGCGCUUACCUAGCCCGCCCCCAUUCCCUGAAGUACAGAUUGAACCCAAAUCGUCAACCACGGAUGAGAGUCUAAUAGGCGUUUUGCCAGCGCAAGAUGGUGACUCAACACGAAGAAUUCGCCCCGGAACCAAGGCAGUUGAUAUGGCUUCCGGCCCGCCUCUCAUCCCUCUGUCACAACUUGAGUCUCCAUUCCAGCUUCAAGAGCACCUCAAAGCCUCCUACCAAAGCUACACUCAGCCUCCUGGCUCCUCCACCAUAAUCCCCAUCUCCCACUCCAUUGCAAGACAACUUGCAGAACCGCCCGAGGGUAUUGAGCGUUCACUAUGGCUAUAUGAACUCUGUCGUUUCCUCACAAUGAAAGUGAAUAAUAUCAUCAUUGCAUUUUUUGCAGAGAAUCCACCAUGCUCUGCGCAAACUUGCCCCGAAAUGCGUGCGUCCGAAUGGCAAUACCUUUGUGCAGUUCAUGAGCCGCCGAGGCCAUGUUGCGCAAUUGACUAUUCUUGCCACACCUUGGACUGGGCAACAAAUAUUUUAACAUCACCAAAACUCUUUCCGAGCAGACUAACAUUGGGAACCGAGGCUUCUGGUGGCCCGCAGGCCGGCAUGAAGCACCUAACGAAUAUCUUUCGAAGACUUUACCGCAUAUUCGCCCAUGCAUGGUUUCAGCAUCGCGAUGUGUUCUGGCAGGUGGAAGGACAUGAUGGACUGUAUGUCUUUUUCAAAACAGUCUGUGAUAUGUAUGAUUUGCUACCACUGGAUAAUUAUACUAUUCCUCCAGAGGCGGAGGGAGAAGAGCGGCGUCUUAAUAAACCAGAAGAGGGAGAUCGAAGGGUGAUGCUAUUACGCAAAGAAGACUUAUCUCGUCCGGAUUCAAUCUUAGAUUCUUCCUCGCUUAGCACCGGCGCUGCAACAAGACGACACCGCCACACCCCAUCGACCGGUGCUGCCGUCAGUACUAUAGUUGAGACAGCCGAAGAUGAGGAAGUCAGUAAGAAGACGGAUAGCUCUCCUACUACUGUACUAAAAUCAGAACCAAGCGAGCAACGGCAACUUGAAGGACAACUUGAUACUGAUAACACCGAUAAUUGGCCGUCAUCAUCGCCGUCGUCGUCGUCACCAUCGUCAUCAUCCUCGCCACAACUGCUCUCCAGGAGCGAUAUUCUUACAGAACUACCAUUGCGCCUAAAACACCAGGGGCAUGAAGAACUAGCCAAAACAUCACCGGAAAUCCAGACUACAAAUACAAACUCUGAUUCUAAACUGACAAGCAAGGAAGGCUGUGAGAAAGAACAGCAACAGAUGUCAGACCCAGCAAUACAGCCGCCGCUAGAACAAGGAUCAACCUCGACAUCAGAAACAGAGUCUGCCAUAACUCCAGAAGCCGCCGCGGAGGAUGAAACAAAACCUUCUCAAGCGCAUGAACCAGAAUAUCAGGUGCAUGACGAGUCCUCGAAAGGACCUUCAGACAGUGCAACAACUGAGAAGAAGCUACAAGACGGCCCGAAGGAAGAGCUACAGGCUGAAGAGGCCAAAGAAUCUUCAACAGAUGAAAAAAAAACUUCGCAACCCAACAUCGAAGCAAAAUCCCAGUCAAGACCGCCUCCAGAAGAUAAGGAUGAAAUAGACAAAGAAGGGAAAGCUUGA